CAGAGGCCGAGCGGGUGGCUGGUGGUGAUGGGAGGCUGGGCGCUGGGGGGGCCUCGAGGUCGCUUGUCCCUCGGUCGUUCUUGCCGCGCCUCGAGGUCUGUUUCUCUUUUGCAGAAUUAAAGCGAGGGCUCGCCCAAGACUUGAUUUCUUCCCCCAAAUUAGACAGAUACAAACUAGCAAGACAGUUGACGGACAAGGCAGUCAAGUUUACUGAGAGAAGCAUGGCUUCCUUGUGGGCCGGUUCCUUUUUAAACUCCAUUCUCUCCCUCAGGAGAAGAAGAUUUUCUCCAUCUACGGGCACUACCCGGUGGUCCGCGCCGCCCUGCGGAGGAAGGGCUGGGUGGAGAAGCUGCACCUGCUGCCCAGGGUCGGCCCGAACGUUGACGAUGACGAAAACAAACAAGCUGAAGGCAAAGAAAGCCAAGAAGCGGCUCUGGAGAAAACAGAUGACAUCCAUGCUGUGAUGUCCAGGUUGGUGAGGAAUGAAGUGCCCUACUUCCUCUGGACCAUCCGAAGGGACGCCGUUGACCACCACAGCCUGCGCUGCGAGCAGACGCUCAAUCACUACGGCAAGACGGCGUCCUUCACCACCAAGAUCGGGCUGUGCGUGAACAUGCGGAGUCUGCCGUGGUACGUCCAGGCCAACCCCGACUCCUUCUUCCCGCGCUGCUACGGCCUCUGCACCGAGAGCGAGAAGCAGGAGUUCCUGGCACAGGCAGAGGGGCGAGGCCUGGGUGUCCUUUCAGAUGACUUCCGGCGCACGGUGGCCUCCAGCAUCCUAAAGUGGGUGGUUAGCGGCCAGAACCACAGCAGGAGCAAGCCCAGGAGCAGGAGGGAGGAGGCCGGUGACACGGAGCCCGGCAGAGAGCAAGCUCCUGAGGCUGCGGGACCACAGCUCAGGGGCCUCUCGGAGCAGCUCGUGGACGCUGCCUGCAAGGUGUGCGAGGCCUACCUGGGGCGGCUGGAGCACGAGGACAUCGACCUCCCAGAGGACGCCACCAAGGACCUCACGGAGGACGAGUGGAAGGAGCUGACCCGGCAGUACUACGCGCUCGUUCACGGCGAGGCGUUCAUCUCCAAUUCAAGAAGUCACUUUUCGCAGUGCCAGGCUCUGCUCAAUAAAAUCACCUCCGUGAACCCUCAGACGGAGAUUGACGGGCUUCGCAACAUCUGGAUCCUAAAGCCGGCGGCCAAGUCCCGGGGCCGAGACAUAGUGUGCAUGAACCGCGUGGAGGAGAUCCUGGAGCUGGUGGCCGCAGACCGCCUCGAGGCCAGGGAGCACAAGUGGGUGGUGCAGAAGUACAUCGAGACGCCGCUGCUCAUCUACGACACCAAGUUCGACAUCAGGCAGUGGUUCCUGGUCACCGACUGGAACCCCCUGACCAUCUGGUUCUACAAGGAGAGCUACCUGCGCUUUUCAACGCAGCGCUUCUCCCUGGACAACCUGGACAGCGCCAUCCAUCUGUGCAACAACUCCAUCCAGAAGCACCUCAAGAACGACAAGGACCGCAGCCCCCUGCUGCCGUGUCACAACAUGUGGACCAGCACCCGGUUCCAGGAGUACCUGCAGAAGAGGGGCCGCGGGGCCGUGUGGGGCAGCGUCGUCUACCCGUCCAUGAAGAGAGCCAUCGCCAACACCAUGAAGGUGGCCCAGGACCACGUGGAGCCGCGGAAGAACAGCUUCGAGCUGUACGGCGCCGACUUCGUCCUGGGGCGCGACUUCAAGCCCUGGCUGAUCGAGAUCAACUCCAGCCCCACCAUGCACGCGUCCACGCCGGUCACGGCCCAGCUCUGCGCGCAGGUGCAGGAGGACACCCUCAAGGUGGUGGUGGACCGCAGGCUCGACCGCAACUGCGACAUCGGCAACUUCGAGCUCCUGUGGAGACAGCCUGCGGUGGAGCUGCCCCCAGUCCAGGGCUCCGACCUCCUGGUGGAAGGCCUGGCCCUGAGGAAAGCCCAGAAGCAGAUCCCGCCCAUGGCCAACUGUGGUUUUGCCUCUCCGCUCACAAACGUUCAGCCACUGAAAGAGAGGGGCCCCUCAGCCAUGCCAGACCUGGCUCGGGGACCCCCACGAAGGGACUUGAGACUGAAAGACGAGAAGGUGUUUCCUUGCGCCUUCCCUGUGCCCUUGAAGAGGCGGGCAGAGGGAAGCGCUAGGGCGCAGCACGUCUACAGCGAGCCCGGCAGGAAGAUCGAGCUCCCCACAUGGCGUGUCCAGCACCCAGACGAUAAGGCCCCAAGCACUGCGCUCGCCAAGGCCGAACCUGACAAACACUUGGCGCCAAACUUAUCAAACGUGUGCCCCCUGCCAGCAGUGCUUCCGAGAGCGAAGACCAUGGAGAGUGCUCUGUUUCAGCCACCCAGGCCUCCAGGUCGGCUGCUGAGACAUUGGGUUCCACAGGGAAGGCCGGACCAGGCUCCAGGCUGCAGGCUGGGUUCAGAGCUGCUGCACGUGUCUCCUGCUUCUGGGACCAGUGGCUCCCCAGGGCGUUGUCUUCACGAGGCAGAUGGCAUAAGCAUGAGAGGGCAAGCCAGGCCAUGCGGGCACAUGCAAGCUUCUGCUGACAUCACACCCGGCCAUACUCAAGUCAGUGGGGGAGGAGGGGUGGAGUGAGUAUUUUCUGAAUGAUAAUCAAAUAUAUAACAGUCCCGUCUCCUGGUCACCAGCAUCCCCUUCCCUCUGCAAACAAAACACACUCGCCACCCCCGCUCCAGUGGCCUCCGCAGUCACAGGAGCAGGCUCCGUGGCCGAGCUCCCAGGACUGGCCAUCGCUCCUGCUCACCCAGAUAGCUGUGACCCAGACAGACAGGUGACCCGCUCUGGGAUUUGCUCUGCCUUCCUUGCAAGCUGCCGGCUUCGCCACGGCCACUGCGGUGAUGCCGGCCCAGGACUCGGGUCAGAAACAAUCGUCACUUGCCUUAGGAGGCAGCGCAAGGCUCUGCACAGCGGCGUCUGCCCCUCAGGGAUGGUCCCGUGGCCCCGAUGCCUGCUGCACACGGUGAGUUGGCAUCCCGGCUGAGGAGCACUGAGCCUGAGGCGCCCGCCACUUUUCUAGCGAGCGGGAAGCGAGCCUGCUCUUGCCUGGAGGGGAGCAGCACGUCUUCCCCCGGGACGGCUCACGGAAAGCAGGACGCUGAGCAAAGGCCCAGGUCAACGGUGGUCAGGGCCUUGCACUCCCGGCACACACCACAAAGUGCAGAGGGUGCUCAGGGGACCCCAAGAGGGACCGUCCCUUCCAUUAGUGCACCACCUGUCCUGGGUGGCCUCGGCCUCUGGCGGGUCUUCCCCUGCCACUCUGAUCUGGCCCGCGGAGGAUGGCACCAAAUCCAUGCCGUUUGUCUCCUACGCCUUUAAGACGACUGUCAUCAGGUUGGACUUGCAGCGCCACCUCCAGGGCCCUGGACCAGCGCUGUAAAUCCCCAGGCAUCGUCGCCACCAAACUGCCAGGACGGAGCCGGUCUUUCUCUCCUUUCGAGCUCUUGGCUGUGAGCUUCGCUGUGGCUCUUGCCGUCCGAGGGACCCCUCUGUGUGUCUGCAUCUGUGUGUGUGCUGCACGGGCAGUGAGAGUGCAGGACACAGAGCUGCAGUUUGGCUCUGAUGGGCUGGCAGGAUUCGCUGCACCUGCUUCCAGGCUGCAGGUUGGGUUCCAGCCAGAACCAUGCACCCUCAUCCUCAGGCCAGCAGCUACCCGGGGUGAUCUUAUCUCGGCCUGCUUACAGCCACACUGUCCUCGGGUGACAGCAAGAUACCCAGCCGGGCCUGGCCAGCAGCUCGGAAAGUGCCCUCUGCACCAGCAGUUACGCUGGGUCCAGUGCCUUUCCAUAGUAUUUCAGCGUCAGCCUGUUGACCUCCAGAGAAAGGACCAAGGAGACGAGGUGGACGGAGAGAAGGGGGAAGGGGAAAACCUGCCAGGGUUUUCACUGGUUUCGUCUCGGCUCUGCAGAGGGGAGAACUGCCAUCUGAAGUUGAGUUCUUUCAGAUGCCGUCGCAUCAGCUCCAUCUCAUUAGGGCGUCUGAUCGUCUCUCGGUCAUGUAGUUAUGCAGGGUAGAGGCUCUGGCACAUCUUUCACUACAGCUUUAUUUAUUUAUUUUUUUCUGGUUAACUGGUGGGUUUUAAUGCCAUUGUAAAUAAUGUGUCUCUUACACAGUGUUUUUAAGGCACAACCUACAGUCAGGAUGGGCCUCCAGUAGACAGUGUUCACCUGCACAACCGCACCCACAUGGGGCAGGGCACGUUUCUCUCUGGGGAAAGCUCCCGCGCCCCUUGCCCUCUGCCCUCCAGUGUGGGCUUGAAUCAGCGCGGGCUCUGGUGCCCACGUGGACCCUGCAACCGGCCGAGCGCGCGCCCCUCUCCGAGGACCAGGCGCUGGCGCGAGGGCGGGUGCUUCCCUUGCGACGGUCCGACGGAAGCAAGGGGC
This is a messenger RNA of Sus scrofa (pig), 4419 nucleotides long. The record is from RefSeq and is a predicted model, not a curated record. NCBI's taxonomy places the organism in Eukaryota, Metazoa, Chordata, Mammalia, Artiodactyla, Suidae.